CUUCUUAUAAAUUUUAUAUAUUUAUUCAUAAAUUUACAAAUCUCCGGAGAAUAAAUUUUGAUUUAUUUUUGCCUAGUUGCAAUAAAUAUUUAUUUGACAAUCAGACAAGCCAAAAAACAUGUUCGUUCAAAGCGUAAAUUAUCCGUUUACUACGAUUGAACCAUUGUAACAACUAACACAUUUCAAAUAAGCGAUGGAGCAUGACCCUUUAUGUAUAGACGAAAUAAACUUAUCAGAAUUUAGUGGCCAAUCCUCCCAUCUAAGCGAGGCUGCUGAUAGCGAUCAAGAAUCCAAAUCCUGGGAUGUUUUGAUUAACGAUAUGAACACGACGGAUGAAAAGCUCAAAAAAUUGGACUUGGAAUACGAAAAAGCGAUUCAUACUUUAAACACCAAACAAAGUAUUCGUUUUAAUUCGAAUACUACUUUACAGCCACCACCCAUAUCCCAGGCCUCUUCUUCUCAACCCCUCAUCGUUGCUCCAGUAAGUACAACCAUUAACAACGUUAAGCCCUCCUUACCUAACUUAGGAAUUCCUAUUUGGAAUCAUCAAAUCAGUCUCACCAGCGCUGAUUCUUGUCCCUCUGAAUCGCCUAUCGUUCAAAAUGACAUCGCCUCUCGAGACCAAGAAUUGAACACCCCUAUCACCCAAGACACAUCACUUUCUAAAGCGAAUGCCACUACGGUUCAGAAACCUCCAGAUAUGUCGAGCUCAAUCGCUCAAACUAUUAAUGAUCCAUAUCAAUCAGACACGAAUAGAAAUAAUCUGCUUCCCAUUUACGUUGUAAAAUUCGAUAAUAUUCCCACUCCCGUUCCCGAACGGCUUCCUCACCGAAAUAUGGAGAUUUCGGCUGGGGAUUUUUUGUUUGGUCUAAGCGGCAACAGCAAUUUGAAUACCCAAUUCUUAUCGGUCGAAAAAAUAAGUGACGGUCAACGCGGCAUAGUUCCAAAAAGUCACUUGCAACCGGUCCCGACUAAUUUGCUCGCCGAUUACUUUAAACUUUGUAACCUGCUUUACCUUUCUUCCAAUUCAUUCGUUUGCCCUUCUUCGGCUACUGAUAAAGCUCUUUUCAAAGGAAGUCCUCGGGGAUAUCGAGAAGAACGUGAUGGUGAUAUAGAUAAUGAGCCCACUGUAAGAGCCUUAGAUAGUAGGGAGGAGUAUAAUAGCGAACACGCGAGUGAAGGAAAUGUCGACGUCUACGAUGAUUGCUUGAUAGACAGUCUUAUUGCGCUGAUUUCGAAAUCGUAUUUGACUACUAAUUCUGAUAUUUUAGUUCCUCACCCAACUUUUUUAACGGUCGAUAAGAGACUUAAGAAAAGUAUAUUGGUGAGUUGGUGUAAGCCUAAACAACUACCUGAGAAGGCGCUUCAAGGAUAUCAAAUCAUCGUCGAUGGUGUUGUUAAGUGCGUGACAAAGCGCGACCAAAGAACGCGAGCUCUUAUCGAAGAUAUCGAUUUUUAUAAAACUCACAGGAUAAGUAUUAUAUCCGUUAUACCUGUCGGCCAUUCUCACGAUGCCUUUUGUACGAUAACUAUAGGAAGAGAUGCAACAUCGACUCCUACUCGGAUUCGAGCCAUUGAAAUAACAAAAUGUGGUUGCAUUAUUGUGUGGCUGGCUAGCGAUACCAAUAUGCAUCACACAAUUUUCGUAAAUAAUAUUCAGGUCAAAACCUUGAAACCUGGCAUCUUAUACUAUCGGCUAAAAGGUUUAUCCCCAUCCACACCAUACAGAGUUAAAGUUAGGGCGAGUUCUUUACACAAAAUAAAUCCAUAUCGAUCUUCUUCCGCCGACGCCACUCUUUUUGAAUUUCGAUCUAUCAAUGAGGCAGCGAUCGAAUUUAAGACACUCCCCGGAAAAAUGCCCAAGCCUCCUACAAAUUUAGUAAUAGAACCGGGUCCACAAGAUGGUGCCUUUUUACUUAGUUGGAACCCCGUUCCUUUAGAGACCGAAUUACAGUUUAAAUUUGAUCUACAAGAUGAUGCUGAGUGCGCCAUCGAAGGUUACAAAGUAUACUUUGACGGGAUUAAAGUAGCAGAAAUUCAAACUCCUUUAGGCGAUCACAUUGUACUGGGAAUGGAAACGUUCCUUCAAAACGAUAUUCCAACCUUUAUAACGGUCAGAUCUGUUUCUGGGGAUUUACAAUCCCGUGACUCACUUCCCGCCAAAUUUUUGGAAAGACCAGAACCUCAAAUCACGAUUAACGAAAGCACAUUGGAAACUUAUUCUAAUCGAGAAGAAGAAAUGGAAAAAUACCAAAUGCCGCCUUGUGCAAUUUCGUACAGCUUUGAUACUAGCUCUUGUGGCAUCAGUAUCGAUGAGGAAAAUCUUAUGCGCGAUAAAUUUCUCAGGGAAUACAAAAAAUUUGAAAAUAAAAACCAGUCACAAUUACGUUCGGAUUCAGAAAAUGACGCCAAGUAUUGCAAUCAAAAUUAUACGAAGACUUCAGCUUCAAAAUAUUCUCAAUCAUGCAUCUCAUCCGUCCCAUUUAAUGUAGGUGGCGGUGAUGGCCACGUUAAUACACAAUUAUCUCAACGUAAUGCCUGCCAUAUACACAAAACUUCUCUACCUUAUAAUAAUGGUACUCCAGCAUAUGCUCCAACUUUAAAGAAUGAUCCUCGUUAUUAUAAUUACGGCAGAAACGAAGCCCCUUGCUAUAAAUCAAUCAAUACUUUCGUUUCAGGACCUAUGAAAGCGAGAAGUAUCGAAAAAAACGGUUCGACGCGUAGGGGCUCUGACAAUAUCUUAAUGCCUUUCAAUAAACUUGACAUUCUCAGACCCGCGGUUUCCCCUCUAACGUUUAAUGUCUCUGAAACCUUCCCUCUCCCUUUAACUCGUAGAAGAUCUUUGACGACGUGCAAUAAUGUAUUUUACGAUUACAAUCCCCCAACUUACGAUCCCUACUAUAAUUUUCCUCCCUUUCAAGUCCAGUAUCCCGAAAUUAAUCGGUACGAAAGGCCCUUUUACCCCCAAAACGUUGCUUUAGCAUAUGAAAAAAUUGAUAUGACUGGGGAUCCUAGGCGUUAUAAUAGUACUCUUCCUAGAAAUUUUGGUAGUUCGGGACCCGUCUCCUCUUUUACACGAUACCCUCGUCAACAAUUUAUGGAAAGAAGGCGGGACGAUUACCUAUUGAAUAUUAAUGGAGGAAACAGACAAAGAGUUAAUGAAUACGAUAAUUACGAUAGCCUUAAGGAUAAUGAGUUGGAAACUAUACAAAAUUAUCCGCCCCGUUUCGAUGUGGAAAAAGAUAGAGCGAACGAAGCGACAAGUACUUAUUCUAGGACUAAUUCAAAAGCCAAUCAUUUUGACAGGAGGAGAGCGGAUAUAAAUCCUGAUAAAAAGGUGCCCGUUUGGGUUCGGGCCCUCUUCAGCUACAAUCCUAGUACAAUGUCACCUAAUGAUCCCGAAGCAGCCAAAGAGGAACUUUCUUUUCUUAAUGGUCAAUUAAUAAGAGUUCUUUCCGCUCUAGACCCUGAUGGAUUUUUUUGGGGCUCGACUGAUCCUAUGUUUCCUAUUUCUUCAAUCUCCUCAGCUAGUUCCAAUCAAGAUGAUCAUUUUAAUCCGGCUUCACUGAACCAAGAAGAACGCGAAUUAAUUGGCAAAAUCGUGGGAUUAGUUCCCAUAAACAUGGUGAGCUCACCUUUGAACCCAGCAGAAUUAGGACAAGCCAUAAGCUAUGUGCCAUUUUACCCAGAUAUUAAGGUUAGCCUACCAGUAUCGGUCGAUGUGUCACAAAUCAAACAGCAUAAGCCUUCAUAUCCUGGAUCUAAGAGGAAUAAUAUUUCGAACAGAAAAAUGUCUAGUAGUCAUGACAGAGAUCAUGACUUAAAUUUGGAGGAAGUAAACGCCAGCAAAAACUCAAAAAAUAAAGCAACGAAAAAAACUGAUGAAGCUUCUUUCAAGCAAAGAUCCAAAAACUCUGAGUACCCACCUUUUAGAUCGGUAAAAGGAAGGACUUCUCAAAACGCAUCACAACCUUUAGCAGUUACCGAUAAAAAUAAUAAUAUUUCAUCGGAAAGAUUUUUUCAAACUCGGCAUAUUCAAGAGGGCGUGAUAAAACGGAACAUCGAAGGUGAAACUAGACUUCCCGAUGACCGACCCUUAACAUCAGAAGCUGUUCCGUCCUCUUUAUCUCCUCUCAAGUCCAAAAGGAUGAUAGCUUUGUACGAUUAUGACCCCAAGGUUUUGUCACCAAAUGUCGACGCCGAUCUUGAAAUAUCUUUCAAAAUUGGUGAUAUUAUCAUUGUGGAAGGCGAUAUGGAUCCGGAUGGUUUUUAUAUGGGAUCCCUUGGUGGAGUUAAAGGAUACGUUCCAUCAAAUUUCUUAAAAGAGCUUCCACCUUUGCCUGAAGAUGAUCCAGAACUACUUGAAAUGCAACCUAAAAUGAAUCAAAAGCGAACUAAAUAGCAAUUAGAGAAUAUUCUUUUUUAUUGAACUACAACUGUGGGGAUUGUUGAAACAUAUGCAAACAAUUUUGAUAUGAAUGGAUUAUAAUUUAUUAAUUUUUUGCUGAGUUUUUUUAUUGUAAAUUUGCAAUUAAAAACAUUAUUUAUUAAUAAUUCUAUAAUUAAAAUAUAUUAACUAGGGAUGAAAAAAGACCUCUUUGUAAACAAAAACAAAUAUUUUUUUAAAAUAAAUUUAAUUGUAUUGCAAAUUUUUCAUUAUCACAAUCAUUUUAUAAUUACUAUUGUAAUUUUCUUAAAAUAUUUAAUUAAUCUCUACAUUUUUUUUGAAUAAGAAAAUUAAUUUCAUUGGUCCAACUCAAGGAAUGCAUUUUUAAUCACAUGACCUGUCAGAUUUGACAAGUCAUUAAUAAAAAUGAAUAAACUUUAUUAAAACUAUUUUUUAUAUAUUUUAACACUAGUCCAUAUCUCUCGAACUUUUAAUUAACCCUAACCCAUAUCUCUCUAACCUUUAAUCCUACAAAUUUUUUUAUUUUUAAAUAUAUUUCAUCCAAUUAAAAAAUUUCCUUGAAUUGAAGAUUUCUUGAGAUGGUUUUAUUAUCUAAUAUAAUAUAAAAAAAAUAAAUCAAACAGAAUAUACUUUUCAUUGUUCUUCCAUCGUUGUUGGUGGCAUUGUUUUUUGUUGUUUUUAUGAUUUAUAUUUUGAGUGUUUCAAAAUAUAUUUAAACCUAUUCUUUGUUUGAAAACACAAUUUGUUUGUUUUUUUUAUUUUUAUAUCCCUAAUUAAAACUAAAUCUUAUUAAAGUGUUUUAUAUUAUAAUAAUGUAAAAGAUAUCCAAAUUAAUUUACAUCAAAUCUAUAUAAAUCAGAUGCCAGUUUUCUAUUAUUAUUUGACAG
Molecule: messenger RNA, 5295 nt
Organism: Gordionus sp. m RMFG-2023
Lineage: Eukaryota; Metazoa; Nematomorpha; Gordioida; Chordodea; Parachordodidae
Exons: 19
Coding region: 194-4402 (1402 amino acids)
Biological process (GO): neuromuscular synaptic transmission
Molecular function (GO): protein binding
Source: RefSeq, a predicted model, not a curated record